Messenger RNA from Kickxella alabastrina, 360 nucleotides. RefSeq lists its product as uncharacterized. Gene Ontology annotation, molecular function: DNA-binding transcription factor activity, RNA polymerase II-specific; RNA polymerase II cis-regulatory region sequence-specific DNA binding. The annotation marks the transcript as partial. The transcript has a single exon. Gene Ontology annotation, biological process: regulation of transcription by RNA polymerase II. Gene Ontology annotation, cellular component: nucleus. NCBI's taxonomy places the organism in Eukaryota, Fungi, Kickxellomycota, Kickxellomycetes, Kickxellales, Kickxellaceae. The record is from RefSeq and is a predicted model, not a curated record.
AUGGACAUCAGAGAGAUCACGCAUACAUCGCUGCUGCGCGACAAGCAGCGCACGCAUGUCUGCUCGUGGCGCGAGUGUCUGAAGAGCUUCACGCGCAAGUCAGAUCUGAAGCGCCACUACCGAAUCCAUACUAACGAGAAGCCCUACGGCUGCAGCUACGACAACUGCGGCAAACGGUUUGUGCAAAAGUCUGCGCUGACCGUCCAUUUGCGCACCCACUCGGGCGAGAAGCCGCACUGCUGCAUGGAGCCCAACUGCGGUAAGCGCUUUAGUGACUCGUCAUCGCUGGCCCGGCAUCGCCACACUCACAGUGGCAAGCGCACCUACCUGUGCGGCUUUGAUGGCUGCAACAAGCAAUUU